CCCCUACCGGGACUAGAAUCCUGUGUGCCGGUGCCGCAAGGCGGAGGAUUAGCCCAGUGAGCCGCGGCGCCGACUUCUAAUUAGUUUUAAUGAUUUCUUGCCUCCUAUUAAAGACUCCCCCUUUGAAAAUACUAUCCAACACACAGGGAACAAGGAGGAAGUGAUAUGGACAGGCCCGUGAGGCAGGGCAUGCAUACCACCUCGCACAGGUCAUGGCUGAGGGCAGCCUUGGAAGGGGUGUUGGCUCCUCAGCAGUGCUGGUCUCCUCCGACUAGCCAGCUGUGAAGCCCAGCGGGCGCCCUAGGGCCUAGGGAGCCACACGUGAUAUGGUGGGGCAGAGGCACGUGAGCCCCGCCUGCUGAGAACACAGGGCCAGCGCCAGGCCCCGGCCCCUCUCAUUGCCGACCGGUGCCUUGGGGGUGUCGUCUCUGAAGAGGGCACCUCACUGACGGUGAGUCUGUAACAGGUGCAGAGUCCAGCCCCAAGACUAGGAAAGAACGUUCUAGACAGGAGGAGGCGCACAGGCCCGAAGGUGAGAAAGAGCUUGGCAGGUUCAAGAAACAGAGACGAACUGGCGUGGAGGAGAGCGGAGGAUGCAGGUAAAGGCUGCCCGGCCCGACGCAGUGGGGGCUGCUCCGCACGCACAGCUGUAGAGAGGCGGCCCCACUGCGGGUCUUUAUGACACGAGCCUACAGCAAGCAGAGGGCAUGGCAGCAAGUAGCACCCAGAGCAAGCUCAGCCGCACGUCCUGCGGUGGCCCCGAGGGGACCAGGCGGAAGCUGAGAGAGUACUGACUUAGGGGUAGAGUGUUCAAACACGGAUGGAGCAGCUUAGCACCCCUGCCAAACUUGGACUUGGCUUGUGGUUUCCAGAUGCGCACGUGAUGCCUGGAGUGACUGCCAGCGGCUCAAGGAUGACACGGACACCACAAGGGACCUAGCAGAGAGGUGGAGAGAGUCAGCCUUCUCCCCGGCACCAAGUAGUUCAUCCUCUGUGACUGCAACCACCACACCUGGGGACCUCAGUUAUCUGAAAUAAUGAAACACCUUUAUCAAAGGUUCCUCCAGGGGCCAAUUUUCUGCAAAAGGCCAGGUAGCAGGGACUGGUGUUUAGUACAUUAUUAUUCAUCCUGACAUGUGCAUGUGUCAUGUCACACCUGUGGCCAUAUUGUGAUGUAGCAAAAAGACCCUCACCAUAAGCAACCACUCCAUCGUGGACUUCCCAGCCUCCAGACCAUGAGCCAAAUACAUUUCCAUUCAUUAUAAAUCAGAAGGAAAAUAUUAUUUGCUGAACAAUACAUAAGGGAAAGCAAAACAAAAAAUGUAUAUUCAAUAUUAGCAUCACGAUUCAGAAUUAUUGCAUUAGAUUGGGUUCUCCAAGAAGCAGAUGCAAAGACAAGAUCAAAUGUACAAGAAUCUGUUUUGGUGAGGAAAAAAAUGAAAGUAGAACUGGCAGGGCUACUAUACCACAACACAAGGAUCAUUCUGAGUGAAGGAGAGCAUGAAGCAGGCUGUGUUGAAGCAUCCUAGACUGCUUUCUACUCUAAUGAAACUUUGGCAAGGCUAUCAAAGAGUGCUCAAAACAAGGUCAGUCAUCAGAGAAUCCUUGUCUCUCUCAGAAGUGAGCCUGUCUCAGUAUUUCUGUCAUGCUUAUUGUCUGAGAAGCAUGGCUUUAGCACAAAGGUAGUGAUGAAUUUCAGAAUGCAGAAACUGGGGCUCUGGGCCAAUGACAGGUGCAAAGGCAGCAGAUGAUGGCCCAAGUACCUGAGUUCCUUCUACCCACAUCUAAGACCCAGAUAGAAUUUCUGGCUCCUGGCUUCAGCCUGGCCCAGCCCUGGCUGUUGUGAGCAUUUGAGGACUGAACCAGAAGAUGGAAGAUCCUCUCUUCCUCUCUCUCACUCUGCCUUUCAAAUAAAUAAAUGGAACUUUUUAAAAACCAGAUAUUAAAAGUCAAGACAAUAAUUUUAAAAUUUCCUCUCUGAGUGGGAAGAAUAAAGGGAAAAUACACUUAUCAGGAUUAUUUUAUGCCAGGCACUGUGAUAGUGACCUCAGGUAUGUUAGUUAAGUUGACAUAUACAAUACUGUUUAUAUCUCUUAUGGAAUACUUACAGCAACCUGGGUUGCCUGAGUUAAAUUCCUAGUUCUGCUUCCAAUUCCAGAUUCCUGCUAAUGUGGAUUCUGGGAGGCAGCAAUAAUGGAUCAGGUAAUUGUGUUCCUGCUAUUCAUGUGAGAGACCUGCAUUGAGUCCCUGUCUCCUGCUUCAAUUCAGCCCAGCCUCACCCAUCACAGGCACUUGGGUGUGAACCAUCAGACAGGAGUUCUCUCUUUCUCUCAUCCUUUCAAAUAUAAAUAAAGAGGUAAGUAAAUAAGUAAAAAAGGGCUGGAACUAUUGUGCAGUGGGUUAAGCUGUUACCUGCAAUGCCAGCAUUUCAUUUGAGUACCAGUUCUAGUCCCAGCUGCUCCACUUCCAGUCCAGCUCCCUGCUAAUGAAUCUGGGAAAACAGCAGAAGAUGGCCCAAGUGCUUGGAUCCCAGUCACCCAUGCAGGACACUCAAAUGGAGUGCCAGGCUCCUGGCUUUGGCCUGGCUCAUCCCUGGUCAUUGCAGCCAUUUGGGAAAUCAAACAGUGAACAGAAGAUCUCUCUGUCUCUCUCUCUCUUUCUGUAACUCUGCCAUUCAAAUAAAUUAAUAAAUACAUCUUUUUAAGAAAUAGGGUAAAAAUGACUUCUUUCUGCACUGGGAUAACAUACUGAGCUCCUGGGCUUGUGAUUUAUGACUUUGGACCUCUGGAGCCAUUUUACAGGGACAGUGCACCUGGUUUAAGCUGCCACAGGAAGUUGCAUUCCCCCUUGAGAACUAGCACAAGAAGUUGGGUAAAUGCUGCAUAACUAUUCCCCAGGAAAUCAAUGUUAAAGUUCUAAGAGACUUAGUUUUCAUAUUAUAUUAUGUGUGGAUAAAUAUGUGAGGAUUGAAGCAGUAAAACUACAGGUUGGGGGCUGGCAUUGUGGUGUAGCGGGUUAGGCUGCCGCCUGCAUCACAUAUGGGCACUGGUUGGAGUUUUGGUUGCUCCACUUCCAAUCCAGCUCCCUACUAAUGCACCUGGGAAAGCAGUGGAAAGUGGCCCAAGUGCUUGGACCCCUGUACUCAUGUGGGAGACCCGAAAGAAGCUCCUGGUUCCUGCUUGUUGCCAUUUUGGGACUGAACCAGCAGAUAAAUCUCUCUCUCUCUCUCUGUAAUGCUGCCUUUCAAAUAAAUAAGAAAAUCUUAAAAACAAUUAAAGUUAUGCCACUGGAUGACUAAGCUUUUAAAAUCAGGAAAAGUAACUCAUUCAUCUUUGUAUCUCCAAUCAUAGUACCUUGCCUAGUUGAAUAAAUGAAUACAUGGUAACUCUUUUUUUCUUUUUAACUUAAGAUACUUAAAACUUUUGAAGCUUGGUCUUGGAAGGCCAUCGCUAGCCUCUGAGGGACAGGCUUGCAAAAUAAGUUUCUGUCAAUGACCACAAAUGCCACAGAUUUAGAUCUUUCAUUUGGAAUCUUAACUGGCAGAUGAAUUGUAUUAGCUUCUUUGAUUAUAAACUAAGCUAAUUGUUACAAGUGGCCUUGGAGAAAACAGUUCCACAGUGACACUGAGCUCUCUGAUCUCGAACUUUUUCCACGUCUUCCUUUGCUGUUUCUAUUCUACCUCAUCCAGAAAGAAACUGCAUGAAGAGUGUUGAAUAUAGCGGUUUCCUUUAAUUGCCAUUCAGGCUAAAUCUUCGCAUUUGGCUCAGAACUUUAUUAUUUAGAGAGGUCAUGUAACCAACACUAAUGAUGAUCUUGUUCCACUGAUAGCUAUCUGCAGACUAAAGACGCUAUCUUUUCCUCAUCUGUUGAGGAAGUGCAUCCUGCCACUCAUUUUCUCCAUAGCUUCAGAUAAGUCUUCACUGGUUUAAUGGCAAUAAGCAUUCUUAUCUUACUGCGACACAAUGCUUGGGGGAAAACAUCUAAAGUCGUUUAUAUAAGAGAAGUUUCAUAAUCACAGCUGUGAAAAGGGAGAAAAUGUAUAUUCACUAUGGGUACUUUCACCAUAAAUUUCCUGACCUUGAUUUGAUUAAAAUCUCUAUUUAAAGAUUGCAGCAAUUUAUAUUGCUUGAAAGUUCAUUUCGCUGAGCUUUGAGAAAAACCUCAAGGUGGGAAGAAAGGGUGAUAGAGCGGAAGGAGAAGUUAAGGACUGAGCUACUUUUCAGUUUAGGGUGUUUGAAAGUCAACAGCAUAUUUAAGAAGAAGCAGAAACCACAGAACAGAGUCCCACGUAGUGUUUCUGUUCACCUGUUUCACAAAAUAAUUCAGACUCUUCCUACUGCCCCCUCCCAUCUCCUCUCUCUUCUCUUUUAUUUUAUUUCACAAAUACCGCUGGAGUAGGCACCCGAUCCAAAUCUGAAGAACUAGUAGAGGAAGGGACACCUUCGACUUGAGCAGCUUUUUUAACCCUAAUAUGCAGAGGAAAUGAAGACAUCGCCUGCCAUGCUUGGAAUUGGUAUCUUCCUAAUACCAGAUUUGUGCAUCUGGAGUAUUUGCGAAAAAAUUCAAAAUAAUUCACAACCCCCUCUAAUGAAUGCAACUGGUGUCUCAGGACCACCCUCCAAGGAAGAGAUGGCAGACUCAUCGUGGCUCCUUUACGGUUUGCUGGCUUCAGGAGGAUUGCCCCUGCUCCUUAUCACCUGCUUCUGCCUCCUAUGCUGCCUGAGAGGGCACCCAGGGAAACAAAAGAAGCCUUUUGAUGCUGCAGGAAGAGAAAUUAACCUGGUUGACAUUCCCCAGCUCGUCAGGAGUGAGCAAGCUGACGUGGGCACCAGGAAAAAUUCUCAAACACUGCCACCAGAAACUGGAAUUUAUGAUAAUGACCCCUGGUUUAAAGUGCAGGAAGGGUCUGAGGUUUAUUCUAACCCGUACCUGGAGGAAACCAAACAGGGUAUUGUUUAUGCUUCCCUGAACCAUGCCAUCAUUGGAAUGAACCCAAGACAGGCAAAAAAUGAGAAAGAAGAACCUACAGAAUAUGCAUCCAUAUGUGUGAGGAGUUGAGUCUAGUUCUGACCCUAAGCAGUGGUCAGUAAAUGGUUAGCAUGUCAACCAUUGCUAACCAAUGGUUAGCGCAUCAAUGCCAUUGCCAGGACCGAAAAGAAUGUCAAAUAACAUCUCUCAACUUGGCAGUUUUCACUUUAAGAAGGUACAUGUUGGUUCUUGGAAAAAUAAUUGAAGCCUUUUAUGGUAUGGGCUUGAAUAAUAAAGUCUUCUUUGGGAAACUGAGCACCAACAUGAGCAGCAGAAGGGCUGGACACUUAAAUUUAGCUACAUUUUGCCCAAUGUGCAAACUCAAUCUUUCCUUCAGCACUGAGAGACAUAUUGCCAAGAGAGAUUUAAUGUUAUUGGCAUCGGUUCACUAUACACUCUUGAAGAAGAAUAUCCCAAUUAGACUAAUCACAAGUACUGUAAUAAUCAUACUUUUGCAGCCACUCUUCCAUGAUAAGAAAUUUCUGUGUGUCAACCUAAGACUGAUGUCUCUCAAAUAUAAUGGAGAAAUCAUUUUGGACUUGACAUAAGAAAAAAAUGGGUGCAGCAAAGAUGUAGAAUAUUCCAACUGGAUAUGAGGUAAAUGUUUUCUGUGCUCAGCAAAUAAAUGUUUAUAUCUGCCCAGUUAGGUUGCUCAGUGAAUAUGAAUAUUAAUAGAGCAAUCAGUGCAUGUGCAUUUGUGAGCAAAGUGGUAGCUCAGUGCUUGGGUCACAUAGACUAAUGCAUAUGAAAGUGACUUGAUGCUGCUGAGUUAACAUACUGUGGACAUCUGAAUAAACUUAAAAAUCAGUGAAAAUAGGUGUCGCUAGGCAUGUGCAGAUUGAAACCUGCAUCAUGGUUGGCCUGAUAGCAAAUUAAAAUCACAGUUAAUGGAAUGAAGAAGAGUUCAGAAUAUUUCAUCAAUCAACAGGGAUCAACAUGCUUUCAUUCAUAUCUCUACCUUGCUGUUUUUCUGAUGAGGGAAUUCAGAGCAAAUCAUACCUUGUGAAAUAUUACAGUUUGAUAAUUUUUAAAUUCUGAGAUUGCAGCCACUCUAAGAGCAAAAUAAGAGAUGGUUUCAGAUUUUCUGAAUUUUCAGAGUACUUGAGUCUGAUUAUUUCAAAAAUAGCCUAUGACUUUAUUGACCAAAUAGAGGCCAGAGUUUUCAGGUGCUGCUACUAAAUAAUAGAGUAGUCCUAAAACAAAGUGGUUAGCCAAAGUUGGGAUUCAUUUGAACAAAUACAUGAGCUGCUGAAUCAAUGAAUGUGUGUGUGUGUGUGUGUGUGUUAGUGCAUACAGGGGUAAGUGACCUAUAGAAAUUGCACAAGAGAAACUGAUCAAAUUGCUCUUACAUUUUCAGUUUGCUUAUGAAGCUUAAAAUGCUAGAUCAUGGAUCAUUAAAGAAAAUGUAUGAAAUCAUGGGAAUGGGAGUAUGAUAUACACACAAAAGAGGCAAAACUGAGGCUUUUCUUAUGUAAUGCUGGCAUUAACGUGCAGUUACUAAGAUUGGGGUGGAAGAGGCAGUUUCUGAGUCAAUGUUAUCUAGCCAGUAUGAUAACAUUACACUUAAGAUUUAAGCAAAUUCUAGAUGGAUUCUUUUAGCCAAGCAGUAUUUGUGGACAAAUUAUGUAAAAAAGAGAAGAAUUGCUUGUCCAAUUCUUAAAAAUAGAAACAGGAAGUAUGGUGAGGUUACAUUUUGGUCUUCUCUUAUCAGAUAAACACACAAAGUUGAGCAGUUCCUUCCUAAAUCUCUCCCACUUAAAAAAACAAAAUAUUUCUGUCUAUGUUGCUUAGAAUGUUCUUAGGGUGACUUACAGUAAAGAUGCUAUUGAUUUCACUUUUCUAAAUGUCUUAUACUUGUAUCAUGCUUGUCAAAGUAACAAAUUAUUUAUGCCUU
Messenger RNA from Oryctolagus cuniculus (rabbit), 6922 nucleotides. RefSeq names its product B and T lymphocyte associated (gene BTLA). Gene Ontology annotation, molecular function: signaling receptor activity. Lineage: Eukaryota; Metazoa; Chordata; Mammalia; Lagomorpha; Leporidae. The record is from RefSeq and is a predicted model, not a curated record. Gene Ontology annotation, biological process: immune response-regulating cell surface receptor signaling pathway. Gene Ontology annotation, cellular component: plasma membrane.